Molecule: messenger RNA, 773 nt
Organism: Acanthoscelides obtectus
Lineage: Eukaryota; Metazoa; Arthropoda; Insecta; Coleoptera; Chrysomelidae
Source: the annotation of a GenBank genome assembly
AAAAUAGAAGGUAUAGGGUAAUGGAACCAAUGAAUGAACGUCACCAGUUGAUAAACAUAAUAUUAGAAAAAAAUAAUAUUUAGCUAGAUGUUACGUUCACUAUGCGAGAGAAAGAUAGCAAUACAUACUUUGAAGCAUAUUUCGUUACUAGACCCUGUUUUCAAUAUGGCUACCUAAUCAGAUGACCUGUUGUAACGGUGCAUGUACAGCCUUAUUCAUCGCGUUAUUCGAGUUUUCUUAUAAGCAUACAGGAAAAAAUGGAGAUUACUAAGAAAAAGCCAUACCAGCGAUUUCGAUAUACAGAAGAAACUUUGCAGGAAGUCUUACAAAUGAUAAGAACAAAUUUAAUCACUAUUUCCGAGGCGAGUAGGCGUUACAGCAUUCCAAAGAGUACUCUGUCGAAUAAACUCACCGGAAAGGUCCCACAAAUACGAAAGAUGGGGCCUGAUACAGUAUUAUCUAGUGAAGAAGAAAGUAAUCUGGAGAAAUGGAUUUUGUCAAAAGCUUUAUUAAGAUUUCCAAUGCAUUCUGAUGAGGUGAAAGACUCUGUGCAAAAAGUUUUGAAAGAAACUGAACGCGAUAAUCCAUUCACUGAUGAUAGACCUGGAAAAAAAUGGUUGCAACUAUUUCUCCAAAGACAUCCAAGUAUUACAGCGAAACACAGAAAUCAUCUCUAAAGCACGUGCAUCAGUGACUGAACAAAGUAUCAGGAAUUGGUUUGCUGAGCUCAAAGACUAUUUAAUCAAAGAGAAUCAUGAAGAAAUAUUGGAAAA